GUCAACAGAGCCGUGUCAGUGGACAGGCAGGAAUAGAAAGAAGACUUCAGCUUCAAACCAGCGCCUUUCAGGAUGAACGCCGAACCUGUUGUUAUCGUUUCUGCCGCCCGGACUCCAAUAGGCUGCUUGAGUGGCGCUCUCUCCUCGCUGACUCUGCGUGACCUUUGCUCGCCUGUGAUAAAGGAUGUUCUGAAGCGGGCUGAGGUGAAACCAGAAGAGGUCUCUGAGGUUAUCAUUGGACAUGUUCUCACUGCAGGUCAAGGGCAGAACCCGGCACGUCAGGCCAGCGUUGCCGCUGGUAUCCCGUAUCCUGUCCCUGCCUGGAGCUGCCAGAUGGUGUGUGGCUCUGGGCUUAAAGCUGUGUGUCUGGGAGCUCAGUCCAUCCAGUCUGGAGAGUCCACUGUGGUAGUAGCAGGGGGCAUGGAGAGCAUGAGCAGGGCUCCUCACACUCUGCAAAUGAGAGCAGGAGUGAAGAUGGGUGACGCCUCCCUGCAGGACUCCAUGGUUGCGGAUGGCCUGACCGAUGCCUUCCACAGCUAUCACAUGGGAAUUACAGCUGAGAAUGUUGCGAAGCAGUGGGGAAUCAGUCGAGAGCAGCAGGACCUUUUUGCUGUCAAUUCUCAAAACAAAACCGAGGCGGCACAGAAAGCAGGACAUUUUGAUCAGGAGAUUGUCCCCAUCACAGUGCCCUCCAGAAAAGGUCCUGUUGAGGUGAAGAUGGACGAGUUUCCUCGACACGGAAGCAACAUUGCAACCAUGUCCAAACUCAAACCGUGUUUUGUUAAGGACAGCAGUGGCACUGUCACAGCUGGAAACGCUUCAGGCAUAAAUGAUGGAGCAGCAGCUACUGUUUUAAUGAGCCAAUCAGAGGCUUCGAGACGGGGCAUAAAACCCAUGGCCAAAAUUGUUUCAUGGGCUCAGGUAGGCCUGGACCCUUCUGUCAUGGGAACCGGGCCAAUACCAGCUAUCAGGAAAGCGGUGGAGAAAGCAGGCUGGAAGCUGGAUCAAGUUGAUUUAUUUGAGGUCAACGAAGCAUUCGCUGCACAGUCUCUUGCUGUGAUUAAGGAGCUCGGCCUGAAUGAAGACAAGGUGAAUGUGAGCGGCGGGGCCAUUUCUCUGGGCCAUCCCAUUGGCAUGUCGGGCUGCCGAGUCCUGGUUACGCUACUGCAUGCUCUGAACAGAACUGGAGGAAGAAAAGGCGUGGCAUCCCUCUGCAUUGGAGGAGGGAUGGGCGUCGCCAUGUGUGUGGAGAGGGUUUGAGGUACAAACCUCUUAAAGCUUAGAUUGCACUUGAUUUAUUUUUAGCUAAUUAAGGGAUUAUAAAAUCUGUUUACAUUGUUGGGUGAUGUAAAACAUGCUGUAAUGUGGUGGUCUUACCCCCUCUCCUAUAAAAAGCCAUUAUCACUGUGAAUUUGAAUUUCUCAGCUUUUGGUGUUUGACUUAGUGAUUAAAAUAUUUAGUCUGAACUGGAAAGUAAAGGUUUCUUAAACCUGUGCAGAUUACAGCUGUUAAGACUAGUCAGCUUCAUUAGGCUCCAGAAACAAAUUCCAAACGGUGAAGCUCAAGUUGUUACUUGGAGUACAGCUUUUAAACAAACACUGUCUUGUAAGGAUGUUUUUAAUUUUGCUGCAAUGAUUUAAGUCUUCAUUAGAAAGGUUUACAUUUCUCAACAUUCCAAUAUCAGCUUGUAGGAUGAACAUCUUUCCUCAAAGUUGUGCAGAUAAAACAUGUCAGUGCCAAUAAUUAGCUGCCUUCUCUAAUCUGGUGCUUCCUGUAGACUUAAUUUACUGUAAUGCAAAUAGGUACGUGCUGAUAAUAAUGAAUAAAGAGUCAUUUACAGCCA
Molecule: messenger RNA, 1843 nt
Organism: Xiphophorus maculatus (southern platyfish)
Lineage: Eukaryota; Metazoa; Chordata; Actinopteri; Cyprinodontiformes; Poeciliidae
Gene: acat2
Product: acetyl-CoA acetyltransferase 2
Exons: 9
Coding region: 73-1260 (395 amino acids)
Biological process (GO): fatty acid beta-oxidation
Molecular function (GO): acetyl-CoA C-acetyltransferase activity
Source: RefSeq, a predicted model, not a curated record